AUGUCGACUUUAACGGAUUCGGACUUGGAAGACAGAUUUCAAAGUUUGGGGAUACGAAAACGAACGUGUUCUAUCGUGGAUUUGCCUGCAGAAAUCCUCAUUUGCAUUCUUCUCAAUCUUGAAUGGAGGGACGUGCUCAGACUUAGGCAGAUGAGCAAAGCGCUGAAAAACGCAACACACGACAAAGCCGUCUGGCUGCACUUAUACGAGACAUCGUUCCCCGGAAUCCCAAAGCAGCUCGACUACCCAUACGGGCUCUACACCGUCGCGGAGCUCGAGACCACCGUCGUGCGCGGGCUCAAAGCCAACGUGUCUUGGAGGAGCGGCGACGGGGACGGGCGGGUAGAGUGGGUCCAGCGGGACAUCCCAGGAGAGGAGGAGAUGGACCGCUUUUGGCUUUCAGACAGCGGGCGGUGGCUGGUGGUUUUGACAUCCGUGGGGUCUGUGGUCUAUCACGACCUGGAUAAUGCAGGUGUGCCGGGACGGACGCUGAUAUCUAGACCAUCCGCGGCUGGGCAGGGUUCAGCUAGACGCCAUAUGACGACGCGCAUGGCGGCGGACGUGUGUCCGCGCGCUUCAAAUUCAAAGCUCGAGUUCAACCUUGCGCUGUACUUGAGCCAAUCGCCAGAAGAAUCACACUUUGAAGUGUGGAAGGUCCGUCUUCAACUAGAGAAUGAAGGGGAGCUGCCAGUCUUGGUGGCUGAGAAAUUGGCGUCGCUCGAGCGGGAAUCUGAGGCACUGGUCUGCCAUAUAUCCCUGCUUGGAGAUGAUCUCGCGUAUUCUCAGACUCCAUGGACAAACGAGAGUGCAGUCGUCACAGUCUUCAACUGGAAAACGGCGUCAACGCACUCUGAAGGAUACAAAUACCAUAAGCAGGAAAUGUAUCCCGCCGAGUCAGGAGCGCUCUACAUCCCAGUGCAUCUUCUCCCUGGGUCGCGAAUAUUCGUUAUGACCAGCUACAGCAUCCAGCUGUUCCACUACGGCGACGCGCAUGGCCAGCCGUGCCUCGAGCUAUGGCACCACAGACAUGACUACGUCAAGGAAUUCACCCUGUCAAAGCCCUAUAUCUGUCCAGAAACAAACAGCAUACGGAUUAUAGUCAGCGAGAUGCAGCGCGUUUUGGGGUGUAUCAUUCCAUACUCGCUGUCCAAACCCUCCACCACUAGCACCGACACCGACACCGACGCGAAUGCGUGGCCUUCAUCCAGCGCGCUCCGCAUGCCGUCCGGCUUUGUACUGCUAUACGACCACGGCCAGACCUUUGAAAGGAAACGAUGGCGAGCGGCCUUCGGAUACCGGACAGGCAUCGUGCAUUGCGAAUCAGCGGAGAUGCCCCCUUCAUCAUCCAUUGACGAUUUUAGAGCGAUUUUGAGGUCUGCAAAAAAAAUCAUCAUACUCUCUGGUGCUGGAUUAUCCGCGCCUUCAGGGAUUCAAACGUAUCGUGGAUCUGGAGACAAAUCAUUAUGGUCGAACCCAAACGCAGUGAAGUACUCCAAACAUACCACGUUCGAAGAGGACCCCAGCGGUUCAUGGCAAUUUUACCACCAUCGACGAUUGGAAUGCCUCAAGGCGAACCCUAACAAAGGCCAUCUGGCACUCGCUGCCCUGAACAUCCCAUCUGUGGCGUCCCGCGUAAUACCCUCAGCAACUUCGGUCCCACUGCACGUCACGCAAAACCUCGAUGAGUUGGCUGUCCGUGCACUCAGAGUACUUCCCGAGUCCAGUAAUGAGGGACAGAAUAGACUCAUACAAAUUCACGGGUCGCUCUUUCGGACACGAUGUCGGUCGUGCAAGCAUGAGGAACAAAAUUACAAGCCUUACUUAAGGUCAUCCAUGAAAAAGCUGGUUCGUGAUGAGAUAGCCGACAUUGCGAUUGGGGAUUUGCCGCGCUGUGGUGGGGACGAGUGGGUCGGAUCGAAUAGGUAUGGUCGAUGUGGAGGUCUACUCAGGCCCGACGUUGUUUGGUUCGGCGAAGUGCCGCCUAGGAUGGGCGAGAUCGGGAGAGAAAUGACAGCCUGCGACCUUCUCAUUGUCGUCGGGACUAGUUCUAUUGUUCAGCCCGCAGCAGGCUUCGCAUCCCAGGUCCAAGGUCAUAGUGGCAAAGUCGCCGUGUUCAACCUUGAUAGGUCAAACAACGACGACAAGGCAGAUUUCUUGUUUUUAGGGAGCUGUGAUACAACCUUACCCGAGGUCCUUGAUGUUGGAGGUUUUGAACAUCGGCUCGCCAAUGCGAUGUACUAUCCUCAGCAAUCCCCAGGCAUCCAGCACAAGUUGUCCAACCACCACGACACCAAUCCUUGGCGGUUGCCAAUGCUCGUGCAGCAGCCAGGGCAGCAGUCGUCGGUAGGACCACCCCCACCCUCCCCAGGAUAUGCUCUCUACAACAAUGGCGCAAUUCAGCAUCACCCAGGCCAUCAUCCUCUCCAGCACCCUCCCCUCCAACACCACCAUCAAAGUUCUAUGUCCCACUAUCCAUCACCACCAAACCAGCAUACACACCAACAGCAACAUCUAAUUGCGGCCCAGGGAUCGCCAGCUAGCACUACACCCGUCGCAACCCCUCAAUGGCAGCAACAGCUUAUGAAGUGCGAGAUGGUACGUGCAUCCCGCUCACCACACCAUAGAGCACGCGCAAGUGCUAUGGCCUCACGAACUGUUGCCAAAUCUGCUAUCCCUAUCACGAACCCAAACCUCAUCAAACCUCCACCCACCCCAGAACAGUCCAACGGCGGUAUGGGCGACGGUUCACCAGAUGGUUCACCAGUAAAUGGCAAUGGAGUAGUCAAUUCCCAGCGACCUUCAACUCCUGGGCUCACGACGGAGAUUUCCCGGCCUACAGCGAUCAAGCCACCUGAGAAUACGUGGACAUCACUAGACAUGGGAGGGGUCAACAUCAAGAAUCUUCCUCCAACGUCUGGCCUGUUCUCAUUCACAUUCCUUAUCAACCUCUACCUCAAUCACAACGCCUUAUCAUCCGUACCCCUUGAGAUUUCAAGGCUUCGUCAUUUGGAGCUCCUUGAUCUAUCAGGAAACAACCUCAGUACCCUACCCCCGGAGCUCGGCAUGCUCUCACAGCUGAAAGAAUUUUAUCUGUUCGACAACCAGCUCACCACAAUCCCACCCCAAUUCGGUAGUCUUCACCAACUGCAGACAUUAGGAAUCGAAGGCAAUCCACUCGAUCCAUUGCUCAAGACCAUGGUACAAAAAGAUGGAACUCGAGCUUUAAUCACUUACCUUCGAGAUAACUGUCCUGUCGAAACCGAUCCCCCUGAACGAGUUUGGAAACAUCUCAUUCCUCCACAGGACCAGGAUGUCUUGGCGAAAGACCCGAAUGUGGAGAGCGUCAGCAUCAUGUGCUACAACAUUCUUUGCGAGCGGUGUGCGACGGAGAAGGUUUAUGGGUACACGCCAUCAUGGGCCCUCGCCUGGUCUUAUCGCAAGGGCCGAAUCUUGGAUGAAAUCCUCAAGCACGACGUUGAUAUCAUCUGCCUGCAAGAGAUGGACAUUGCGCAGUACGAGGACUAUUUUACUGCCAAUCUCAGUCAACACGGGUACGAAGGUGUAUUCUGGCCGAAGUCGAGGUACAAGACCAUGAAGGAGUCGGAUCGCAGGCUCGUCGAUGGUUGUGCGACGUUCUACAAGUCGGACAAGUAUAAGCUAGUAGAAAAGCAUCUCCUCGAAUUCAGCGCGUUGGCCAUGCAACGUCAGGACUUUAAGAAGACCGACGACAUGUUCAAUCGUGUUCUGGGCAAAGACCACCUCGCCGUCAUCUGUCUUCUAGAGAACAAGCACACCGGAUCAAGGCUCAUCGUGGCGAAUACCCAUAUCCAUUGGGAUGCGGCGUAUAGAGACGUCAAGUUGGUACAAGUCGCUUUGUUGGUCGAAGAAGUAGAGAAGAUUGCCCAUCACUUUGCGAAAUACCCUCCACCACCGCCUGGAUUCAACGGUAUUAUGCCACCCUCUUCGGAAGCAUCGGCGUCAUCUGGCGUGAAUGGGAUUGACGAUUCCUCGGACGCAGCGAGUACAUCGGCUAGUGCGGCUGACGAGUCAUCAACACGGCCGUCGCCAACACCGGCACCUGUAUACCGACCUCCACCCAUCUACACUGACGGCAGCAAGAUUCCGACCAUUGUGUGUGGCGAUUUCAACUCGUUGCUUACAUCCGGUGUCUACGAAUUCCUGAAUACUGGCUCUGUGCCCCCAACGCAUGAAGACUUCAUGUCGCACACGUACGGUCGAUACACAAGCGAAGGCAUUCGACACCGAUUAGGGUUGAAGAGUGCUUAUUCUGCGCCUGGAGCACCUGCUGAGGCCUUGAUUACGAACCACACACCCACAUUCAAGGAGCAUAUUGAUUAUGUGUGGUACUCUGCGGCCAACAUGGGCGUAAACAAGGUCUUAGGCGAGAUUGAUCCUGCGUAUCUGGACAAGGUGGUGGGAUUCCCGAACCCGCAUUUCCCAUCAGACCAUGUUGCGAUCGCUGCUGAAUUCCGGAUCAAGCCUCCACGAGAAACUGCGCCGUCUCGACAGCCUUCUACGCCAACGUCGUCGUAG
This is a messenger RNA of Psilocybe cubensis, 4554 nucleotides long. RefSeq lists its product as uncharacterized. Gene Ontology annotation, biological process: nuclear-transcribed mRNA poly(A) tail shortening. Bases 1 to 4554 code for a protein of 1517 amino acids. Gene Ontology annotation, cellular component: cytoplasm; CCR4-NOT complex; nucleus. NCBI's taxonomy places the organism in Eukaryota, Fungi, Basidiomycota, Agaricomycetes, Agaricales, Agrocybaceae. Gene Ontology annotation, molecular function: protein binding; poly(A)-specific ribonuclease activity; NAD+ binding. The transcript has 13 exons. The record is from RefSeq and is a predicted model, not a curated record.